Messenger RNA from Oncorhynchus nerka (sockeye salmon), 8926 nucleotides. Its product is annotated as SLIT-ROBO Rho GTPase-activating protein 3. Gene Ontology annotation, cellular component: cytoplasm. The record is from RefSeq and is a predicted model, not a curated record. Gene Ontology annotation, molecular function: protein binding. The transcript has 22 exons. Lineage: Eukaryota; Metazoa; Chordata; Actinopteri; Salmoniformes; Salmonidae. The coding region runs from base 487 to 3795 and encodes 1102 amino acids. Gene Ontology annotation, biological process: negative regulation of cell migration; signal transduction.
CAUAGAAUAAUCGGUGUCGACUGCGCACGCUCAACAAUUCAUUUUUGGGCACUCUAGAAAACACCAACCACCGGAAUGAGUGAACGAUUUGCCUACACUCCCAUCAUUUUAUGUCCAUUAUUUUAUUGCUUUGAGUAGAAUGAUUUUGCUUUUCUCCGCUGCAGCUUUUGCUUUGGAUGGCAUUCUAUCUCAAGAAAUGACGAGCCCCUCUUCUCUCACAGAAGCAUAGCAUUUCUCUGCAAGAGAGAGACAUACAAGCCCUAUGCAGGUGAGCAUUAGGCGAGCUAACUAUAGAAUGUCGCUUUGCAUUUCUUUAUUUAGUGUCUAGUGUUACUUGGAAAGUUAGGAUUUUUGUUGUUGUUGCAUCGAGCAAAUCGGACACACAAAGAAUACGAAGAAAAACGCAGCAAGAGUCGAGAAUCAUAAGAGGACCUCUCGCGCAAGCCUCAACAUCUCACCAAGUCUCACCCUCAUACCUCAGGAAAAAUGUCAUCUCAAACUAGAGUCAAGAAGGACAAGGAGAUCAUAGGAGAAUAUGAAACGCAAGUCAAAGAGAUCCGUAACCAGCUGGUGGAGCAGUUCAAAUGCCUGGAGCAGCAGUCCGAGUCUCGUAUCCAGCUGCUGCAGGACCUGCAGGACUUCUUCCGCCGCAAGGCUGAGAUCCAGCUGGAGUACUCCCGCAGCCUGGAGAAACUGGCCGAGCGAUUCUCCAACAAGAUCCGCAGCUCCAGAGAACACCACCAGUUCAAGAAGGACCAGCACCUGCUGUCCAGUGUGAACUGCUGGUACCUGGUACUGAACCAGACCAGGAGAGAGAGCAGGGACCACGCCACCCUCAAUGACAUCUAUACCAACAAUGUUAUCGUCCGCCUCGCCCAGAUCAGCGAGGACGUAAUCCGCCUCUUCAAGAAGAGUAAGGACAUUGGGAUUCAGAUGCAUGAGGAGCUGGUGAAAGUGACAAACGAACUCUACACUGUGAUGAAGACCUACCACAUGUACCACACAGAGAGCAUCAGCGCUGAGAGCAAGCUGAAGGACGCUGAGAAGCAGGAGGAGAAGCAGUUCAGUAAGUCUGCUGACCUCAACGUCCACCUGCUGCGCCACGAGGACCGACCCCAGAGACGCAGCUCCGUCAGGAAGAUCGAGAAGAUGAAGGAGAAGAGGCAAGCCAAGUACUCCGAAAACAAGCUGAAGUGCACUAAAGCCCGCAACGACUAUUUGUUGAACCUGGCAGCAACGAAUGCCGUUGUGGCGAAAUACUACAUCCACGAUGUCUCUGAUAUGAUUGAUUGCUGCGACCUGGGCUACCAUGCCAGCCUGGCACGUACCUUCAGGACCUACCUGUCAGCUGAGUACAACCUGGAGACUAGUCGCCACGAGGGCCUGGACAUCAUGGAGAACGCCGUGGACAACCUGGACUCCCGCAGCGACAAGCACAAGAUCAUGGACAUGCACAACCAGGUGUUCUGCCCUCCCAUGCGCUUCGAGUACCUGCCCCACAUGGGGGACGAGGUGUGUCAGGUGAGUGCCCAGCAGCCUGUGCAGACUGAGCUUCUGAUGCGCUACCACCAGCUGCAGUCCCGCCUGGCCACGCUCAAGAUCGAGAACGAGGAGGUGAGGAAGACACUGGACGCCACCAUGCAGACCAUGCAGGACAUGCUGACUGUGGAGGACUUUGAUGUGUCCGAUGCUUUCCAACAUAGCCGCUCCAAUGAGUCCAUGAAGUCUGUUGCCUCUGAGACCUACAUGAGCAAACUGAACGUGGCCAAGAGACGGGCCAACCAGCAGGAGACAGAGGUCUUCUACUUCACUAAAUUUAAGGAGUUCCUGAACGGCAGCAACCUCAUCAUUAAACUGCAGGCCAAGCAUGACCUCCUGAAGCAGACACUGGGAGAAGGAGAAAGGGCUGAAUGUGGGACUACGAGGCCCCCCACUCUACCCCCUAAACCACAGAAAAUGCGGAAGCCUAGGCCGCGCUCCAUCUAUAACCAUAAACUGUUUAACGGCAAUAUGGAGACCUUCAUCAAGGAUUCAGGUCAACCUAUUCCUCUUGUGGUUGAGAGCUGUAUUCGACACAUCAAUUUGUAUGGGCUCCAGCAGCAGGGCAUUUUCCGUGUGCCUGGAUCCCAGGUGGAGGUUAAUGAUAUUAAAAACUCAUUUGAGAGAGGCGAAGACCCAUUGAUUGAAGACCAGAAUGAACAUGACAUCAACUCAGUGGCAGGGGUCCUCAAGCUGUACUUCAGGGGCCUGGAGAACCCUCUGUUCCCCAAGGAACGCUUCCUGGAUCUCAUGUCUACUAUAAAGCUGGAGUCUGGAGCUGAGAGAGCGCAUCACGUCCAGCAGAUUGUUGUGACUCUUCCUCGCACCGUCAUCAUCGUCAUGAGAUACCUGUUCGCUUUCCUCAAUCAUCUAUCCCAGUACAGUGAUGAGAACAUGAUGGAUCCCUAUAACCUGGCCAUCUGCUUCGGCCCCACCCUGAUGCCCAUCCCCGACGGACAGGACCCUGUAGCCAUCCAGGCGCAUGUCAAUGAGGUCAUCAAGACCAUCAUCAUCCACAACGAGGUCAUCUUUCCCAGCCACCGUGAGCUGGACGGGCCAGUCUAUGAGAAGUGCAUGACUGGAGGAGAGGAGUACUGUGACAGCCCCCACAGUGAGCCAGGCACAAUCGAUGAGGCUGACAACGGGACUGAGCCACACACCAGUGAUGACGAGGUGGAGCAGAUUGAGGCCAUCGCUAAGUUUGACUAUGUGGGGCGCACCCCCCGGGAGCUAUCCUUUAAGAAGGGAGCGUCACUACUCCUGUAUCACCGCGCCUCCGAGGACUGGUGGGAGGGGCGUCACAACGGUGUGGACGGACUGAUCCCACACCAGUACAUUGUGGUGCAGGACCUGGAUGAUGCGUUCUCAGAUAAUCUCAGUCAGAAGGCGGACAGCGAGGCGAGCAGCGGACCACUGCUGGAUGACAAGGCCUCAUCCAAAAACGAUGUCCCAUCACCGUGUGAACACUCCCCCGACUGCAACUUUGGAGGAGUCAUGGGGAGGGUGAGGCUACGUUCUGACGGGGCCUCCAUCCCUCAGCGCCGCAGCGGAGAGACCCACAGCCCUCCCCGGGGCACAGACACACCCCCGCGGGCCGCAGCCUGUCCCAGUAGCCCCCACAAGAUGGCAGUGAGCAGGAGUCGCAUGGAGAGCCCGGAGAAGAGGCGCCUGGGGACAUUUGGCAGUGCGGGCAGCAUCAACUAUGCUGACAGGAAGGUCUACCCCGAGGGCCACCCCCUGAGACACGUACCAGGGGCCACACGCCACAGCAGCCUGGGGGACCACAAGUCACUGGAGGCUGAUGCCCUGGCAGAGGACAUAGAGAAGACCAUGACCACGGCCCUACAUGAGCUGCGUGAGCUGGAGCGCCAAAACAUGGGCAAGCAAGCACCAGACGUGGUGCUGGAUACCCUGGACACCACCAUGAAGAAGCCUGUGAACUCGGAGCCCGGCAGCCCCCUCCACACCAUCAUGAUCCGCGACCCGGACGCCGCCAUGCGCCGCAGCAGCAGCUCCACCUCUGAAAUGAUGUCCACCUUUAAACCUGCCUUGUCGGCACGUCUGGCCGGAGCCCAACUGCGCCCCCCGCCCAUGAGGCCCGUCCGCCCGCCCCCCACCGGGCACCGCUCCUCCAGCUCCAGUUCCUCCGGGGUAGGAAGCCCUGCUGUCACCCCCACUGAGAAGAUCUUCCCCAACAGCACUGCCGCGGCUAGCUCCGCAGCUAACGCAGCCGGGGACAAGUCAGGCACCAUGUAACUCUGAGGGAGACUCAGGGUUUUCAUGUUGCAACAGCUUGAAGGAGAGGAAAGCCCAAAGAAAUGCGAUGAUGUGUUGUCAAUAUGUUCUCAGAGAACAUGUGUGGAUUUUCCCUCUCCUUGUUUUGAGUUUCACUUUAUUUCUUGAAUUCAGAAAGCUCCUGGAGUGAGCCUGAGUUGCCAUAGUGAUGGCAGGUGGAGAGGCUGUAGGGGUUUGAUAGCAUAUUAACUCAACACUCUGAAGCUUGAUGUGAAAACGGACUUGAAAAUAAUGAAUAAAAUCACCUCAAAGUAAAAGUAAUUUUUUCGUUUUUACCUCAAAAUUAUGUCUGUGGCCAGGCCCCACUUUUUAGAGAUUCAUUGACUGCAAGACGUGAAGAAGUACUUGUAUAAUUUUGGCAUUGGUUUUCAUCCUGCACUGGUCCAGAUGAUGUCUGAUCCCUCCUUACUGGUGUGUAUGAGACUCUUCUCUCUGGACUGGACACUCAGUCUACCAGACUGCUUCUAAGAGACUGAAACCAAGAUGGCCAUCUGCCUUUUGGCUGUAAAUAGAGACUUACUUGAAGUUAUUAUGCCUUUUGUUUGUACUGUAGUAUAAGGGAUGUUCAGAAAAGUAACAACAUGUCAACAUUGUAUACGUAUAUGAGAUGCAGAAAACUGAACCAAUAUACCAACUAAUUGUAAGAAACUCAAAAUGUAGUUUAACUUGUAUAUAGUUAUUGAUUAGUAUGUAUUCUUUGUGUGUGUUAAUCUUGUACAGGCCAAGACGGAACAGGCAAGUAGAUGUGAAUGGCAUUGUCAAAAAACAAACACAAAUAGUCAACCAGCAAACAAAAAAAAAAGAUCAAAAGUUUUCUGCUUCCUUUGUUAUUUUCUUGCCUUUCUCACACACAUCACAGCGCUGACAGCUGUGUUUAGUGUAUGUGGACAUGUGGAUGUCAUCAUACCACACAUUGUAUUUAUGAGUUAGAACUACAUUUGCGCUUCUCUACUCAAAUGGAUCCUGAUUCUGUCUUCUGCCCACGGCAGUUCUGCAUGCACUGUAAAUAAGGCCAAGUCAGUCUCCAGUUGAGUUGAGUCUGCUUUUAUUCCAUUUGUAUUGUUGAAAUGCUUUAUCAUUCCUCAUAUACAUACUUCCAAGAUAUUAUUCAGAUUUAAGACAGUAAAAUGAGUGUAUUAUACCAUAGUUUGCCAUGGUAAGGUUUGAGCCCCCUUUUAUGAGUUUGUAAUACUGUGAGAAUACUGUUGACCAUGGCCCUUUACCUUUUAUGAGUUUGUAAUACUGUGAGAAUACUGUUGACCAUGGCCCUUUACCCCCCAGCCCCUCACUGUUCCAACAGCUCAACACAAGAGCCUGUCUUCUGCUGACACAGUAACCUAUGUGAAGUCAGUCCACAACUAGACACUAAUUUGUGUUCCUUAGACGCACCCGAUGUCAUACUAUACACACUUUGCCAUCUUUAAAGCAACCUCUUGCCUGUUCAAGUCUGAUUUAUGUAAUACUUUCUACGCACAAAAUAUGUUACAAAGUACUGUUACAAAAUUCCUUUUGAUCUGAAAUGUGAUACCUUACCUAGACAACUCCAGUGUUGCCUGAGAAGUUAACCGUACAUGUUGUGAUAUAAUAACAGCAGAACAGUGGUCUUACCUCUCCUCCCCUUGGUUCUAACAUCCUCACUGUCAUGUUCCAGUGUCUCAUCCCACUUCUUGUUUUCAGUCCUUUGUAGCGAGGAAAUAUAAGUGCGUACUGAAAGAGGUUGACACUGUAGGCCUAUACUGUAGCUGCCAUGUUAAAUUGUAGCUGGCCCAAGCCCGCUCCUGCCUCUGCUCAGUCCUAUAGUUGUGUGUUUGGACUGCCUUAUAUAGCGCAUGCCCUGCCCUGUCCUGCCCUGCCCUGCCCUGCCCUGUCCUGUCCUGUCCUGCCCUGCUCAGUCCUAUAGUUGUGUGUUUGGACUGCCUUAUAUAGCGCAUGCCCUGCCCUGCCCUGUCCUGCCCUGCCCUGCUCAGUCCUAUAGUUGUGUGUUUGGACUGCCUUAUAUAGCGCAUGCCCUGCCCUGCCCUGCCCUGCCCUGCCCUGCCCUGCCCUGCCCUGCCCUGCCCUGCCCUGCCCUGCCCUGCCCUGCCCUGCCCUGCUCUGCCCUGCCCUGCCCUGCCCUGCCCUGUCCUGCCCUGCCCUGCCCUGCUCAGUCCUAUAGUUGUGUGUUUGGACUGCCUUAUAUAGCGCAUGCCCUGCCCUGUCCUGUCCUGCCCUGCUCAGUCCUAUAGUUGUGUGUUUGGACUGCCUUAUAUAGCGCAUGCCCUGCCCUGCCCUGUCCUGCCCUGCCCUGCUCAGUCCUAUAGUUGUGUGUUUGGACUGCCUUAUAUAGCGCAUGCCCUGCCCUGCCCUGUCCUGUCCUGCUCAGUCCUAUAGUUGUGUGUUUGGACUGCCUUAUAUAGCGCAUGCCCUGCCCUGCCCUGUCCUGCCCUGCCCUGCUCAGUCCUAUAGUUGUGUGUUUGGACUGCCUUAUAUAGCGCAUGCCCUGCCCUGCCCUGUCCUGUCCUGCCCUGUUCAGUCCUAUAGUUGUGUGUUUGGACUGCCUUAUAUAGCGCAUGCCCUGCCCUGUCCUGCCCUGCCCUGCCCUGCCCUGUCCUGUCCUGCCCUGCUCAGUCCUAUAGUUGUGUGUUUGGACUGCCUUAUAUAGCGCAUGCCCUGCCCUGCCCUGCCCUGCCCUGUCCUGCCCUGUCCUGCCCUGCCCUGCCCUGCCCUGUCCUGCCCUGUCCUGUCCUGCCCUGCCCUGUCCUGCCCUGCCCUGCCCUGCCCUGCCCUGCUCAGUCCUAUAGUUGUGUGUUUGGACUGCCUUAUAUAGCGCAUGCCCUGCCCUGCCCUGUCCUGCCCUGCCCUGCCCUGCCCUGCCCUGCCCUGCUCAGUCCUAUAGUUGUGUGUUUGGACUGCCUUAUAUAGCGCAUGCCCUGCCCUGUCCUGCCCUGUCCUGCCCUGCCCUGCCCUGCCCUGUCCUGCCCUGCCCUGUCCUGCCCUGUCCUGCCCUGUCCUGCCCUGUCCUGUCCUGCCCUGUCCUGUCCUGCCCUGUCCUGUCCUGCCCUGCCCUGUCCUGCCCUGCCCUGCCCUGCCCUGCCCUGUCCUGUCCUGCCCUGCCCUGCCCUGCCCUGUCCUGCCCUGCCCUGCCCUGUCCUGCCCUGUCCUGCCCUGUCCUGCCCUGCCCUGUCCUGCCCUGUCCUGUCCUGCCCUGUCCUGCAUGUUUUAUGCUGUACCAUUUGACACAAACAAUGUGACAAUUGAACAAUGACUGUUUGCGGUGCCUUUCCUCUGUAAAACGCACAGUUGACUUGAUGUUUCGGCCUUUUGCUUUCAAGGGUUGGGCUAUACCCUAGUAGUUAACCAUUUUGGAAUAUGUGAAUACUUGUUGUCACUAACAUGUAGCAGUAACAUGUGGGCAAUGGAAGUGAAUUGGCAGCCAAGGUGGGACAAAAAGUCAAGGACAGAUAUAUCAACCUGAAUCUCAUGCUGUGAUUCCAAUAUCAAUCAUAUGUACAUUAUUCAGCCACUGUUAUGUGUGCAAAUCUUGAUUUCAUACACAUAGUUUCCUAUGAGAUACAUAUAUACUUUCACUGGAAAAAGUUGUCAUGAUCUCAUCUCAGUGAUUUGUUUGCCAUGUGCGUUUUGUUUACCACAAACAUUGCAGUCAAUUCUGUCCACCUCCAUCUGUUGACCCCUGCUGGGUAGAUUCUAGCCUACAUGCAGGGCACACAGAGACAUACAACAUAAGUUAUACACUUACACCCUCUGCUGGUCAUAUAUGGUAUUGCUUUAACUAGAAGUACUGUGGUUCUGGUCAGGUAUGAGUAAACAGAUGGCACUCUCCAUCAAUAGGAACUGUCACUGAUGACAACCAAAUCAUGUUUUUUUUUCAUCCCGUUGAACUACAAGAAUUACAUAACAUUUUUGUAUUAACCACAGUUCUCAUCGGUAUAACUGAAGAGUCCAUUUAAGUUCAUUUUUCUCAAACAUACAUAAGCUGUAUUUUCAAAGAUAAAGUAAAACACAUACUAAAUGUUGAUUUGCAAAUGUAAAAUGUAUAUAUUUGUUUAUUAGUAUUUUGUUUAUUUAUGUCUAAAAUGAGUAAGUGCCUUUUGUGCACAUCAUCAGUUUUUAUUGAACUUGUAUAAUGACCUUUUUUAACGAUAUAGUAAUUCAGUCAUGUUUGAUAUUCACUUUUAUCAUAUUUUCCCCUUUCCACACAUCAUUUCAUCUGAGGAAUAUCAAAAAAACAAGUGAUGUAAAUAUGUACUGUACACAUUGCUAUAGAGGAAUUACUAUGACCCCUUCAGAUGUCAUACUACCAGAACGACUGAAAUGUAGUAUUUACUUGUAUGAUUGAUUGUCUAAUAUGCUCUAGUUGAUUCCUGGAGGGGUAAGAGAUUUAUGAAGAAGACUUGGACUGCUGUACAUUUACUCAUUGAUGGCAUCGUUCAGUGAAAUCAUCUCUGAUUGAUCAUUUCAUCCUUUCUUUCUGUUUUCUGUCUGUGCUGUGGUUGAACCUUUACUUCUUCUACUCAUAUACUCAUCCUCCUCCUGCAAAGUGAACACACCAUUGCAGUGUUACUCCUCUACUUGCAUGGUUUAUAAGGCACAUGGUGAACUCUCUUCUUCUUUGAGCUGUAUAUGAUGUUCUGUUCAAGGAAGUGUUUUGAUUUCUGGAAUGUAUGCUAAACCUGGGUAAUGGAUGUUGUAUGUUGGCUAAUAACAAUGCUUAUGAAGUAACAUUCAGAGACCAAACUGGCUGAGUGCCUGUGGUGGGGAGUGUGAGUUGUCGUCAUAUUGUUUUCUCUCUCUCUCUCUCUCUCUCUCUCUCUCUCUCUCUCUCUCGUCUCUCUCAUCUCUCUCGUCUCUCUCUCUCUCUCUCUCUCUCUCUCUCUCGUCUCUCUCAUCUGUCUCAUCUGUCUCAUCUGUCUCUCUCUCUCUCUCUCUCUCUCUCUCAUCUCUCUCGUCUCUCUCUCUCAUGUCUCUCUCUCUCAUGUCUCCCUGUUCAUGAGUGCUGACUGGUUAAAUCCCUUGUAAUGUAAUGUACACCAUGCCACUGUUUGGAUGUUGAGAACCGUUAUGUCCAAAUAAAAAAACUAAUGUUGCUCUCUGA